CUUUUUUCGUUUUUACACAAAACUUUUAUAACGGUAACUGCAAUGCAGUCUGAUUCUAAUAAUAAUGAGGACGCAAGAAGCACCAGCUCAACUUUAGUAAACGGCGAACAUAGCGCUAGAAAUGAAGCAGAUGUACCCGAAAGAACGACAACCGAAGACCCUCGCCCAACUAAUUUGAACCUACCUCAAAUCAGACACGGUUUUGACCAAGAGUUAUAUGAAGAAGAUAUCAUUCGGUUUUUGUACUUUUCCGAAAAAAGACAUGACACCAAUGCUCAACCAAGUGUUACUGUGCGCAAUGCUUUGAAAGAUUGGCGACUUAGAGAAAGAAUAAAGACUGUGUCAGGCUUGUUGGUGGUGUGUCUCAACAUUGGUACUGAUCCCCCAGAUGUAGUCAAAACGAAUCCUUGUGCCAAGUUGGAAUGUUGGAUAGAUCCCUUUUUACUUAUUCCACAAAAAUCGCUGGAAGCCAUUGGAAAGAACCUACAUAAUCAAUACGAAACAAUUAACGGACGUACACGAUUUAAAUUGUCGUUGGACCCUUCUGUUGAAGAAACCAAAAAGGUGUGCUGUCAAAUGAGAAGAAAUGCGAAAGAAGAACGAAUUUUGUUUCAUUAUAAUGGACAUGGUGUACCAAAACCGACCACAAGUGGAGAAAUAUGGGUUUUUAAUAGGAAUUAUACACAAUACAUUCCUGUUUCAUUAUUUGAUUUGCAAUCUUGGCUUGGUUCUCCCGUCAUUUAUGUUUGGGACUGCUCCGCUGCCGGUAAUAUCAUUAAUGCAUUCAAUAGAUUUGCUGAACAACGCGAUACAGAAGCUUUAAGAAUGGCGCAACAACAUCAAAGCACUUCAACAACCCAAGCUUCUUGGAAGGAUAGUAUACAGCUGGCUGCUUGUGGCCCUACAGAAACCUUACCAAUGAAUCCCGAUUUACCAGCUGAUGUCUUUACUGCUUGUUUAACUACCCCAAUCGAAAUGUCUUUGCGAUGGGUCGUAAUGAGAAACCCUCUAUUAACCUCAAAUAUUACAAUGGAUAUGGUACUUCAAUUACCAGGAAGAUCAACUGAAAGGCGUACUCCCCUCGGUGAAUUAAACUGGAUCUUUACUGCUGUAACUGAUACAAUUGCUUGGUGUGUACUUCAAGAUAAUCCGGAGUUAUUCAAAAGAUUGUUUAGACAGGAUUUGACUGUUGCUUCCAUGUUUAGAAAUUAUUUAUUAGCCGAAAGAAUUAUGCGAUCAUAUCAAUGUACUCCAAUGUCGACUCCAAAAUUACCUGAAACCCAUGACCAUCCAAUGUGGCAAGCCUGGGAUCUAGCUGUCGACAUGUGUUUAUUCCAAUUGCCUGCCUUGAAAGCUGCUGAAAAUGGUGGUCCUCCUCAUGAGUAUCAAUCGAGUACAUUCUUUUCGGAGCAAUUGACUGCUUUCGAGGUUUGGUUAUCAGAAGGUGCUGUCAAUCCAAAGAUACCUGAACAGUUACCUAUUGUUUUACAAGUUUUGUUGAGUCAGGUGCAUAGACUUCGUGCUUUAAUUUUACUCAGUAGAUUUCUAGAUUUAGGUCCUUGGGCUGUUAAUGCCGCUUUAUCUGUUGGUAUUUUCCCCUAUGUUUUGAAACUGUUACAAAGUCCUGCAGCGGAACUAAAACCCGUCUUGGUGUUUAUUUGGGCUAGAAUAUUAGCCGUAGAUAGGUCUUGUCAAAAUGAUUUAUUGAAAGACCACGGGUAUGCCUACUUUAUCAAUAUAUUGACACCGAACAAUGCAAUGCUAAGUAUACCCCAUGUGUCUGAACACCGUGCCAUGAGUGCUUUUAUCCUGUCGGUCUUUUGUACGAAUUUCAAGAUGGGCCAGCAAGCUUGUUUACGUGGCAAUGUAAUUAGUGCCUGCUUAGCUCACGUAAAGGAUCCUGAUCCAUUAUUGCGUCAAUGGAUUUGUUUAUGCUUAGCCCAAGUCUGGAUGAACAACAGCGAAGCAAAAUCUGCCGCUAUUGCCGAAAAUGGACACGAAAAGUUAUGCGCCUUACUUAGUGAUAAUGUUCCCGAAGUACGUGCAUCAGCCAUGUAUGCACUUGGUACAUUCUUAGCAGAUCCCAACAAAACAGAACAAAUUGUUAAUAUUGAGCAUAACAUUGCCAUCUCAGCGUUAACUGUUAUGUCAGAUGGCUCUCCUAUGGUUCGUAGAGAGUUCAUCAUUGCUUUGUCUCAUAUAGUAGAUCAAGCAGGCCCUGGAAAGUUUUUAGCAGCUGCUAGCCAGACUAUUGAAGAAGAUCAGUCUCAGAGGUCUGUUUUUGGAGAAGAUCGUGGAAAGAUUAUUCGUGGCAGGCAGUCUGAAUGGAGAGCUGCAUUGGAUGGUCACUUUGGCUCAUCAAGCUAUGACUCUGUUUAUGCAGUUAUUUGGAAAGCUUUGUUAAACCUCUCGGUUGAUCCCCAUCCUGAUGUCUCCAAAUCAGCUGCAACUGUUGUAGAUCACAUCAACGCUCUUCUGCUAAGUACGCCAAUGAUUGGUGAAUAUGCAUCAAAUUUAGCACGGGAAUCUGCUCAUCAACAAGCAUCUCAAGAUAACGCUGCCUUUGGAUUAGAUAGAUCAUCAUCUUUUCAGACUUUUGAGGAAAAUAGUAGUAGAUUAUCCGCAACAAAUCAGUCAUCACCAAUGACGCGUAGACCGGUCAAACUAACUAGAUCGGUCUCGUUUGCUUCCACUCUGCGUACCAUAUAUAAUUUUGGUAACACGUCUUCCAACCUAAACGCUCCCCCUACCAAUGCAAACGACCUUCAGCAACAAAGUCCCAGUAGUGAAAACAGUCGGAAUGUUGCCUCCACUGCUACAACAAAGCAUAAUUCUUUAAACAAAAAUACGGGUCAGCCAGCACCUACCGAAGAUAGUGCUUUACCUUUACUAUCUACUUUCUAUGACUGGAGCUGCGAAUACUUUACAGAGCCUCAGAUGAGAGCUGCUGAAGCAGAUGAACCUGGAAGUGUUGUUUAUACCCAACGAAAAUGGCGUAGAAGUCGUAACGAAAAAAUUUUGCAAGAAUCUAAUUCAACCAAAGGCAUGGCUGGGUCCAGCCGAUGGGAUGAACAAAUCAAUUCUAUGUACAACGAUACGGAAGCAACUCUUCUGCUGCUACAUCAAUUUGAACCUCAUUUAGUUGCAGCUGACUCAUACAAUUGUUUGGUUGUUUGGGAUUGGAAAACUGGUACUCCUCUAAGUGUAAUUGAUAAUCACAAUCCAGCACACAGUCGAAUUUCGGAUAUGAAAUUUAUCAAUGAGGAAGAUGAGGCAUUGCUCUUGACUGGAUCAGACGAUGGCGUUGUUAGACUUUACAAAAAUUACGACGGAAGUGACCAAGAACAAGCGGUAUUAGUAAGCUCAUGGCGGGCACUUAAGGAUAUGGAGAAAAGUAAUUCGAGACAAAGUGGCCUUGUCAGCGAUUGGCAUCAAGCAAGAGGUUUACUGUUUACCGGUGGCGAUGCUAGAAUUAUUAAAGUUUGGGACGUUCAUCAAGAAAUGCCUGUAAUGGAUAUACCUACUCAAUCACUUGGAUGUGUUACUAGUAUCACCAGUGACCAAGUGAACGGGAACAUCAUCAUUGCUGGUUUCGGUGAUGGAUCUAUUUCUGUGUAUGAUCGUCGUCUCAGCCAAGAUGAAUCACUUGUCAAGAAAUGGGAUGAACACAAGGCGUGGGUAACUGGUGUCCACUUACAACGUGAGGGCAAUCGAGAAUUAAUUUCAGGUGGAUUUGAAGGUGAUAUUAAGAUCUGGGAUAUUCGUGAAACCCAAUCUUUAAGGACAAUCGAAGCUCACACCCAUAAUGAAAUGACUGCCUUGGCAGUACACGAUCAUAGUCAAAUCAUUGCAAGUGCUGGCGAUGAUCAAAUUAUCAAAGUUUGGAACAUGGAUGGUCAAAGACUUUCAACGAUCCGUCCUUCUUCUGGUUUCCUGGGCCAAAAGUCAUCGUCUACUCGUACAUUAGCUUUCCAUCCCAAUCUUAUGUUCAUGGCUGCUAGUAGUGAUGAUGGCUAUAUUAAUUUAUAUGGAACACAUUAA
Messenger RNA from Mucor mucedo, 4041 nucleotides. RefSeq names its product raptor N-terminal caspase like domain-containing protein. NCBI's taxonomy places the organism in Eukaryota, Fungi, Mucoromycota, Mucoromycetes, Mucorales, Mucoraceae. Gene Ontology annotation, biological process: cellular response to amino acid stimulus; positive regulation of protein serine/threonine kinase activity; regulation of autophagy. The transcript has 10 exons. Gene Ontology annotation, cellular component: TORC1 complex; cytoplasm. The record is from RefSeq and is a predicted model, not a curated record. Gene Ontology annotation, molecular function: protein-macromolecule adaptor activity; protein binding. The coding region runs from base 43 to 4041 and encodes 1332 amino acids.